ACUGUUUUCAAUAGAAAUCUUCAUCUUUUUCUUCAACUUUCUCUCUAUAAAUACCUGCGAAUAUCUCGCUCAUUUUCCACAGUUUCUUAUCCCAAACCAAAAAUGCCUGAGAUAGACAAUUCUUUUGCUGUUAAAGAACCCCGCUCGGUGGUCAGAAAGUUCUUGGCCAGGCCCCAACAUGAAGGCCUCGGUGCCAUUGUGAGAAGAAGCAUCGGAAGGUUUGAGUUGCGUUACUUUGAUCCUUUUCUUGUUUUGGAUGAAUUCUCAGUCACUGCUCCUGCUGGAUUUCCAGAUCAUCCACAUAGAGGAUUUGAAACAGUGACAUACAUGUUACAGGGAGCUGUUACUCAUGAAGAUUUUGAAGGCCACAAAGGGACCAUAGGAGCUGGUGACCUGCAAUGGAUGACUGCAGGGAGAGGGAUUGUUCACUCGGAAAUGCCUGCAGCACAAGGCACCCAAAAGGGCUUACAAUUGUGGAUAAACCUCUCUUCAAAACAUAAAAUGAUUGAACCAAGGUACCAGGAAAUCUUGAGUAAGGACAUUGCAGAAGUUGCAAAAGAUGGCAUAAAAGUUAGGGUUAUAGCAGGAGAGGCCUUGGGGACAAAAUCACCAGUCUACACAAGAACACCAACAAUGUACUUGGAUUUCACUCUAAAACCAGGAGCUCAUCUUCAACAACCAAUACCGAAAUCCUGGAACGCGUUUGUAUACGUCUUGGAAGGCGACGGUAUCUUCUCGAGCACAAAAUCUUCACCGGUAUCAGCACAUCACUUGCUUCUGCUAGGAUCUGGGGAUGGCUUGGAGGCAUGGAACAAGUCCUCUAAGCCCCUCAGGUUUAUUCUAGUAGGAGGGGAACCAUUAGGUGAACCUUUAGUGCAAUUUGGGCCAUUUGUUAUGAACACACAAGAAGAGAUUGACCAAACCAUUGAUGAUUUUGACAACUAUGUUAAUGGAUUCGAGAAAGCUAGGCAUUGGAGAUCAGAAGCUGCAAUUAGCCUUGAUUUUUAGAUCAUGUUUUAGGGAGAACUUAUUGGUUCUUUAUCAAAGUAGGUAAUAAAAAAAUCACCAAUCUCUCUUGUAUAUUUUAGUUUAAAGAUUAGACAAAGGAAUUGACAUCUAUUUGAUGGGUUCCUUUCGCAAGCUCGCAUUAAUCUCAUUACUACUUUUUGGUAAAA
Pistacia vera is the source of this 1175-nucleotide messenger RNA. Its product is annotated as pirin-like protein. The transcript has 6 exons. The record is from RefSeq and is a predicted model, not a curated record. Bases 103 to 1008 code for a protein of 301 amino acids. Lineage: Eukaryota; Viridiplantae; Streptophyta; Magnoliopsida; Sapindales; Anacardiaceae.